Molecule: messenger RNA, 5794 nt
Organism: Pistacia vera
Lineage: Eukaryota; Viridiplantae; Streptophyta; Magnoliopsida; Sapindales; Anacardiaceae
Cellular component (GO): mitochondrial outer membrane
Molecular function (GO): ATP binding; ATP hydrolysis activity; protein binding
Source: RefSeq, a predicted model, not a curated record
UUAUGUAUUCUCUCUCUUAGUAUUGAACAGAGAGAAACAGGAAAGAACCAAAAGAAACACCAAACCGGGAGAGUCAUGGUGUCAACGAGACGAAGUGGAUCUCUUUCUGGUAACAAUAGUAAGAGAUCUUCGUCUUCUGAGGAUAAGCCGCCGUCACCGAAGCGUCAGAAGGUCGAAAAUGGGGGAGCGGCGGAGAAACCGAUGCCGGCGACGGAUAAUUCCAAGGAAAUGUGCGUUCCGGCGGCGGCGGAUCCCGGAGAAUGCGGGACUGGAGAUGCCCCGAUCGCGGGAGAGGGUGUGACUGGCGGGAAGACAGAGGCCACGUCAGCAGUGGCCAUGGCGACACCGGUCGCUGAAGGGUCGACACCGGUUGUGAUGGAGAAGCCGAGGAGUUCAUUCUCUUCUUGGAGUUUAUGUCAUAAAAAUAAUCCAAGUUUUGACGCUGCAAUGCCUUGGUGCAGGCUUUUGUCUCAGUCUGGACAGAAUGCAAAUGUACCUAUUUGCUCGUCAAACUUCUCAAUUGGAUCAAACAGACACUGCGAUUUUCAUUUAAAGGACCAGGUCAUUAGUGCAAUUCUAUGCAGGAUAAAGGAUAUACAGAGCGAAGGCAGUAACGUGGCCAUGCUAGAAAGCACAGGAAGCAAGGGUUCAGUGCAAGUAAAUGGGACAAUUGUGAAGAAGACUACCAGUUGUGUGCUUAAGUCAGGUGAUGAGAUCGUCUUUGGUUCACUGGGGAACCAUGCUUAUAUAUUUCAACACCUCUUGCCUGAGGUUGCAAUUAAAGGUACAGAGGUUCAAAGUAGUGCAGGAAAGUUUUUGCAGCUUGAGAGGAGGACAGGGGAUCCUUCGGCUGUGGCUGGGGCUUCCAUUUUGGCAUCUCUUUCCAGCCUGAGGCAAGAUUUAUCACGUUGGAAAUCUCCACCUCCAACCACCGGUAAACUCCACCAAGGGGCUGAGUUGCCUACUCCUGUUGAUCCUGAUGGUACAGAGGUUGAUCUUGAUCGUGUGGAAGGCAAUUCAGCUGUAAACGGAGAGAAUGAUAAAGCUGCAGACGUUGGAGCAGCUGGCAAGAAUAUUUCUCUUGAAGGCAACCAGGAUGCUGGCAUAGAGGCAGGCAAUGUAAAACUCUCUGGGGUGAAUGAUUUGCUAAGGCCUUUCUUGGGGAUGAUUGCUCCAUCAACUAGUUGUAAUCUGAAAUUGAGCAAAAGUAUCUGUAAACAGGUAUUGGACGAAAGAAACGAGUGGAGAAGGGAUUCGCAGCCAGCAUCAACGGUGGGUAUGUCUCUAAGGUGUGCAGUCUUCAGAGAAGACAUUCGUGCUGGAAUUCUUGAUGGUGCAAACUUACAGGGGUCAUUUGAAAAUUUCCCAUACUAUCUAAGUGAGAAUACAAAAAAUGUGCUGAUUGCAGCUUCAUAUAUACACUUGAAGCACAAAGAACAUGCAAAGUAUACUUCAGAGUUAACUACUGUGAACCCACGGAUCUUGCUUUCUGGUCCUGCAGGGUCUGAAAUCUAUCAGGAGAUGUUGGCAAAGGCACUUGCACAACAUUUUGGGGCUAAAUUGCUAAUAUUUGAUAGUCAUUCACUUUUGGGUGGUUUAUCUUCUAAGGAAGCUGAGCUGCUGAAGGAUGGAUCAAAUGCUGAAAAAUCAUGUGGCUGCCUUAAACAAGGUCCUAUAUCCACUGAUUUGACUAAGAAUGUGAACUUGUCUGUUAGUGAAUCAGAUGUACCUAGCUCUUCAGAUCAACCUUCUUCACAUGGUCCAGAAUCUCAACCAAAGAUGGAGACUGAACCGGUACCAGCUUCUGCCGGGACAUCUAAGAGUCACAUGUUCAAAUUAGGUGACAGGGUAAGAUACAUGGGUUCAGCUUCUGGUGGCAUAUAUCCACCGUCAUCUCCUGCAAGGGGCCCACCUUACGGCUUUCGUGGAAAGGUUGCAUUGCUAUUUGAAGAAAAUCCUUUGUCAAAAAUUGGUGUAAAGUUUGAUAAACCGGUACUUGAUGGUGUUGACCUUGGUGGUUUAUGUGAAGGAGGUCAAGGAUUCUUCUGCAAUGUUACUGAUCUUCGUUUGGAGAACACUGGUGUGGAAGACUUGGAUAAGUUACUCAUCAACACACUGUUUGAGGUGGUGUACAGUGAAAGCCGAAGUUCUCCGUUCAUUUUGUUUAUGAAAGAUGCUGAGAAGUCUGUUGCAGGAAAUUCAGAUUCAUAUUCCACAUUUAAAAACAGAUUGGAAAAGCUACCUGAUAGAGUGAUUGUGAUUGGUUCACACACUCAUUCUGACAAUCGUAAGGAGAAGAUAAAGGAUAUACAGAGCGAAGGCAGUAACGUGGCCAUGCUAGAAAGCACAGGAAGCAAGGGUUCAGUGCAAGUAAAUGGGACAAUUGUGAAGAAGACUACCAGUUGUGUGCUUAAGUCAGGUGAUGAGAUCGUCUUUGGUUCACUGGGGAACCAUGCUUAUAUAUUUCAACACCUCUUGCCUGAGGUUGCAAUUAAAGGUACAGAGGUUCAAAGUAGUGCAGGAAAGUUUUUGCAGCUUGAGAGGAGGACAGGGGAUCCUUCGGCUGUGGCUGGGGCUUCCAUUUUGGCAUCUCUUUCCAGCCUGAGGCAAGAUUUAUCACGUUGGAAAUCUCCACCUCCAACCACCGGUAAACUCCACCAAGGGGCUGAGUUGCCUACUCCUGUUGAUCCUGAUGGUACAGAGGUUGAUCUUGAUCGUGUGGAAGGCAAUUCAGCUGUAAACGGAGAGAAUGAUAAAGCUGCAGACGUUGGAGCAGCUGGCAAGAAUAUUUCUCUUGAAGGCAACCAGGAUGCUGGCAUAGAGGCAGGCAAUGUAAAACUCUCUGGGGUGAAUGAUUUGCUAAGGCCUUUCUUGGGGAUGAUUGCUCCAUCAACUAGUUGUAAUCUGAAAUUGAGCAAAAGUAUCUGUAAACAGGUAUUGGACGAAAGAAACGAGUGGAGAAGGGAUUCGCAGCCAGCAUCAACGGUGGGUAUGUCUCUAAGGUGUGCAGUCUUCAGAGAAGACAUUCGUGCUGGAAUUCUUGAUGGUGCAAACUUACAGGGGUCAUUUGAAAAUUUCCCAUACUAUCUAAGUGAGAAUACAAAAAAUGUGCUGAUUGCAGCUUCAUAUAUACACUUGAAGCACAAAGAACAUGCAAAGUAUACUUCAGAGUUAACUACUGUGAACCCACGGAUCUUGCUUUCUGGUCCUGCAGGGUCUGAAAUCUAUCAGGAGAUGUUGGCAAAGGCACUUGCACAACAUUUUGGGGCUAAAUUGCUAAUAUUUGAUAGUCAUUCACUUUUGGGUGGUUUAUCUUCUAAGGAAGCUGAGCUGCUGAAGGAUGGAUCAAAUGCUGAAAAAUCAUGUGGCUGCCUUAAACAAGGUCCUAUAUCCACUGAUUUGACUAAGAAUGUGAACUUGUCUGUUAGUGAAUCAGAUGUACCUAGCUCUUCAGAUCAACCUUCUUCACAUGGUCCAGAAUCUCAACCAAAGAUGGAGACUGAACCGGUACCAGCUUCUGCCGGGACAUCUAAGAGUCACAUGUUCAAAUUAGGUGACAGGGUAAGAUACAUGGGUUCAGCUUCUGGUGGCAUAUAUCCACCGUCAUCUCCUGCAAGGGGCCCACCUUACGGCUUUCGUGGAAAGGUUGCAUUGCUAUUUGAAGAAAAUCCUUUGUCAAAAAUUGGUGUAAAGUUUGAUAAACCGGUACUUGAUGGUGUUGACCUUGGUGGUUUAUGUGAAGGAGGUCAAGGAUUCUUCUGCAAUGUUACUGAUCUUCGUUUGGAGAACACUGGUGUGGAAGACUUGGAUAAGUUACUCAUCAACACACUGUUUGAGGUGGUUUACAGUGAAAGCCGAAGUUCUCCGUUCAUUUUGUUUAUGAAAGAUGCUGAGAAGUCUGUUGCAGGAAAUUCAGAUUCAUAUUCCACAUUUAAAAACAGAUUGGAAAAGCUACCUGAUAGAGUGAUUGUGAUUGGUUCACACACUCAUUCUGACAAUCGUAAGGAGAAGUCACAUCCUGGUGGCCUACUUUUCACAAAAUUUGGCAGCAAUCAAACUGCUCUGCUUGACUUGGCUUUUCCAGAUAGUUUUGGAAGAUUGCAUGAAGAGGAAGGAAGUCCCAAAGACACAAAACUUCUAACUAAGCUUUUCCCAAAUAAAGUAACCAUUCACAUGCCACAGGAUGAGGCCCUCCUAGUGUCUUGGAAGCAUCAUUUGGACCGUGAUUCCGAAACACUAAAAAUGAAGGGAAACCUCAAUCAUCUGCGCACUGUUCUUAGUCGGAGUGGGAUGGAAUGUGAAGGACUUGAGACCUUGUGCUCAAGGACCAAUCACUCACAAAUGAAAGUUAUGCUGUCAAAUUUACAAUGUGGUAAUACAGUGCAGAAAGGUGGUUGGAUGGGCUUUAAGCCACCAUCUAAUGCGAACCUGAAGCGGAUCCUGAUGCAAGACUUGUGUUAUCGUGUGAGAGGAUGUUGUAACGGAAAUGAAUUUGAGAAAAGGCUUUUAUCUGAUGUAAUUCCGCCUAGUGACAUUGGAGUUACAUUUGAAGAUAUUGGAGCUCUUGAGAAUGUCAAGCAUUGAAGGUUGGUGAUGCGGCCUUUACAAAGGCCGGAAUUAUUCUGCAAGGGGCAAUUGACUAAGCCUUGUAAGGGCAUACUUCUGUUUGGACCUCCCGGAACUGGGAAGACCAUGCUUGCAAAGGCUGUUGCAACUGAAGCUGGUGCAAACUUCAUUAACAUCUCGAUGUCAAGCAUCACAUCAAAGUGGUUUGGUGAGGGUGAGAAGUAUGUGAAAGCAGUUUUCUCUCUAGCAAGUAAAAUUGCUCCUAGUGUCGUAUUUGUUGAUGAGGUUGACAGCAUGUUGGGCCGAAGAGAAAAUCCAGGAGAGCAUGAGGCCAUGCGUAAGAUGAAAAAUGAAUUUAUGGUGAACUGGGAUGGCUUACGGACAAAAGAUACAGAAAGAGUUCUGGUGCUUGCAGCCACGAAUAGGCCUUUUGACCUUGAUGAGGCUGUUAUUAGAAGGCUUCCACGCAGAUUGAUGGUAAAUUUACCAGAUGCUCCAAACAGAGCAAAGAUAUUAAAAGUUAUACUGGCAAAAGAGGAUUUGUCUCCUGAUGUUGAUUUUGAUGCAGUUGCAAGCAUGACAGAUGGGUACUCUGGAAGUGACCUUAAGAAUCUCUGUGUAACUGCUGCUCACCGCCCAAUAAAAGAGAUAUUGGAAAAGGAAAAAAAGGAACGUGCUGCUGCAUUAGCAGAAGGUAAACCUGCUCCAGCUUUGAGUGGGAGUGCUGAUAUACGGCCUCUAAACAUGAACGACUUUAAAUAUGCUCACGAGCGGGUAUGCGCAAGUGUUUCAUCAGAGUCAGUAAACAUGACGGAGCUUUUACAAUGGAAUGAAUUGUAUGGUGAAGGGGGUUCAAGAAGAAAGAAGGCUCUGAGCUAUUUCAUGUGAAGAAGAUGUGUGUACAAAUUGGUUAUUUUCUUUUAAUUAUCAGCUGUGCCCAAGUAAUUUUGCCAGAUUCUUACGGGGGUGCCAUUUUGUGUAACAUGAAGUAUUAUAGCUUUUAAAGUUUCAGUUAAUUAAAAUUAUGAGAGCUUGGAAUGUUUUGUUGUAAAGGAUGUGAUGGUCAGGCCUUCUGAAGUUUUGAUGGCUGCAGCUGCACUACUUUUGUUUACAUGAAGACUGAAGAGCAUGUUCUAUGUAAGUUGUCAAUCAACAUUAACAUUACUCAGAAUUGAGAAAAAAACCCUGUAGAUACAUUUAUUGUAAUUACUUUCUGGUGAUUGUAGUA